Molecule: messenger RNA, 8780 nt
Organism: Biomphalaria glabrata
Lineage: Eukaryota; Metazoa; Mollusca; Gastropoda; Planorbidae
Product: rho-associated protein kinase 2-like
Exons: 35
Coding region: 225-4331 (1368 amino acids)
Biological process (GO): mitotic cytokinesis; Rho protein signal transduction; regulation of cell junction assembly
Cellular component (GO): cytoplasm; cytoskeleton
Molecular function (GO): small GTPase binding; ATP binding; Rho-dependent protein serine/threonine kinase activity
Source: RefSeq, a predicted model, not a curated record
UCAUACUUGAUAAGCAGAGGUUGUGGCGGAUUCCGGAAAAAGAAAUAUUUUUUUCCAGAUAGAUCUAUUUUGCCUUUAAAUCGUGUAAUACUGAUUUCUUUUAAAAGGAAAUAGAUAUAUAUUCUGAUGCCUCUUCCAAAGUCUAUCUCUAGAUCUAAAAUAUUCGAUAUACUUUGCUCUGAAAAUUGAAUGUGUUCACAGUAGUUCUCACUAAUGUUAUUAAAAUGGUGAUGUCAGAUCCGGAUUAUAGGAAAAGGCUUGCAGCACUUGAGGAGCGCUUGUAUAACUCUAACUCAGCAAUCAAUGUAGAUGGAUUACUGGAUGGCAUUACUGCUCUGGUUUCUGAUCUCGAUCAUCCUGCAAUUAAACGUAUGAAAAAUGUGGAACAUUUUUUACAUAGAUAUGGUGAUCAUGUAGAGUUAAUAAAAAAUGCUCGGAUGAAACCUUCUGACUUUGAGAUAGUCAAAGUGAUUGGUCGAGGAGCUUUUGGUGAAGUACAGUUGGUGCGGCACAAAUCAACAAGAUCUGUGUUUGCCAUGAAACUGCUGAGUAAAUAUGAAAUGAUCAAGAGAUCUGAUUCAGCUUAUUACUGGGAGGAGAGAGAAAUUAUGGCAAAUGCUAACAGUGAAUGGAUAGUGCAGUUACAUUUUGCAUUUCAAAAUCAUAAGUACUUGUACAUGGUUAUGGACUAUAUGCCAGGUGGAGACCUGGUCAACUUGAUGAGUAAUUAUGAUGUGCCUGAAAAGUGGGCUAAAUUUUAUUGUGCUGAAGUUGUACUGGCCUUAGAUGCUAUUCAUUCAAUGGGCUUUGUACACAGAGAUGUUAAACCUGACAAUAUGUUAUUGGAUGCGAAUGGCCACCUCAAGCUGACUGACUUUGGAACAUGUAUGAGGAUGGAUAAAGAUGGCCUUGUUCAUUCAGAUACUGCUGUUGGAACACCUGAUUACAUUUCUCCUGAAGUAUUAAAGUCUCAAGGUGGUGAAGGCUGCUACGGCAGAGAGUGUGAUUGGUGGUCAGUUGGUGUUUUCCUCUAUGAAAUGCUUGUUGGUGAUACACCUUUCUAUGCUGACUCACUUGUUGGAACCUACGGUAAAAUUAUGGACCACAAACGCUCAUUAAAUUUUCCAACUGAUGUAGAAAUGUCUGACAGAGCCAAAAGUCUUAUUUGUGCCUUUCUCACUGACAGAACUGAAAGAUUGGGUAGAAAUGGAGUUAAUGAAAUUAAAAAGCAUCCAUUUUUUAAGAAUGACUCUUGGACUUGGGAAAAUAUUCGUCAAACCGUGCCACCAGUUGUUCCAGAGCUAAAUAGUGAUGUGGACACAAGUAAUUUUGAUGAAAUUGAGAAAGAUGAUGCACCUGAAGAGACAUUUCAAACUCCCAAAGCAUUUGCUGGGAAUCACUUGCCUUUUAUUGGAUUCACUUACAGCAAGAGCUGGAGUCAGCCAAGCAAAACAAGAGCCUCGUCUGCAUCAGCUGUUGAAACGUCCAGUGAUGGCAAUUUAAAAAUUUUAGAAGAAAAACUAGAAAUGGAAAAAGCCAACAAAUAUGAAGUGGAGAAAAAAUAUAAACAAGCAAUGGAAGAUAUCAAUCACUUAAGUCAAGAGGAAGCCAACAUCAAGAGAGAGUACAUGGAACUGGAAAGAAAUAUAGCUCUCAUUAAACACGAGUUAAAAGAGAGCCAAAGAAAGUUAGAGGCUGAAUCAGAUAACAAAAGAAAGAUUGAAUUUGAACUCAAAGCCAAAGAGAAACAGUUGGAAGAUGAGAUAAAAGCUAGAUUAACUAUCUCUAAAAAUUCUGAUGAUUCCACUGAAAGAUUGAACAGUCUAGAACGAACAAUAGGAGAUUUGAAUGAGAGGCUAAGACAAGAGCUGGAUGGGUCCAACAAAAUCAAGAAGCUUCAUUCAGAUCUCCAGAUCAGGUAUUUCUCACUAGAGCAGAACUUCAAUGACCUGAAUAGCAAGUGUCUUGAGCUUCAAACUUUACGCCAAGCUCUACAGAAUGACAUAUUUCACCUUCAGACAGCUCUGGAUACUGAAAGAAACAAUAGGUCACAGGAUGUGCAGAAAGUUCAAGAAUUAUCAGAACUAAUCCAGUGUUUACAAGAGGAGAAGUUGAAGUCAUCAGAACGGGAGAAAAAAUAUAGUCAAGAUCUUCAAAAGAUGCAACAAGAUAUUUUCCAGCUAGAAAAGAAAAUAGCUAGUGUUGAAUUGGAUAGGGACAAUUUUCAAAGAAAAUGGGAGACAGAAAAACAAACACUAGAAGACUUUAUCGCAAGAGAUAAAGAUAACAAUUUCCUUAAUUCACCCAUUCAAGCAAAUCAGGAUCUUAUCAAAGAACUCCAGGUGAAAUUAGAUCAAGAGAAAUCUCAACGUUCUGUUUUGGAUACAAAAUUGUUGGAGGCAGAGAAGAAAAACAGUGAACUUUCUGUAGAUUUAACACAGUUGCGACAGAAGGUUUAUUCUCUGCAAACUGAACUCAAAACAGAAACAGAUAAGUGCAAUAAUUUAAAUCUUCAAGUUGAACAAGAAGUACAAAGAAGAAAUCUAAUGCAGGGAGACUUUAAAAACCAGUCUCAUGAUCUGCAGAAAGCUAAGACAAGGGAAAAACAAUUAACUAAGGAAAUUCAAGAUUUAAAAGAAGAGAAAAAGAAUUUAGAUUCAGAAAUAACGAAAUUAAAAGAGGAAAUAAAACUUCAUGAGUUUCAGAAUAACGAGUUAAAAGAACAGCUAGAGGCAGAGUCUUACUUUGCUUCCUUGUACAAGAAUCAAUUAAAAAAUUUAAAAGAGGAGGCAGAAACAAAAGAUAAACAGAUCAAAGAAUUGACUUCUGAUGUUCAAAAUAUAGCCCAGGAAAAAGAUUCUAUAGGUGCUCAACUUCAGUUGGCCCUGGCAAAGGCUGACAGUGAACAGUUAGCUCGGCAGAUUGCUGAAGAACAGUUAUCUGAUGUAGAAAAAGAGAAAACGAUGCUGGAACUUGAAAUUAAAGAACUCAUGUCUAGACAUAAAAAUGACUUAAAUAAGAAGGAAUCCAUUAUAACUUCAUUUGAAGACAACAAACACUCCUACAUCAGGGAAAUAGAAAACCUCCAGCAAGAGAAAGAUGCUCUCAAUAACAAAAUUAAAGAACUCUCUGAAGAUAAUCAGAAAACAAAAAACUCUGACAUAGAUAAAUUAAAGAAGUUGUUGGAGGAUGAGAAACUGAAAAAAAUUCAGGCUGUAAACAAACUUGCUGAAAUUAUGAACAGGAAAGAUUUGAAUCCAACAAAAGGAAAAAGUAGUAAAGCAGAAUCUGAGAUUAAAAGGCGGGAUAAAGAAAAGAGAAAGUUAGAACAAGAGCUUGCAAUGGAGAAGGAAAAGUAUAACAAGAUGGUAGAGAAGAUGCAGAGAGACAUAAUGGAGGCCCAGCAGUCUGUGAUUGAGGAGACACAAGCAAGGCAGAAGCUACAGAUGGAAAUUGAUGCUAAAGAUUCAGAGUUGGAGCAGCUUCGUCAGAAGUUGAGCUUUAACAAUGCAGAUAACAUCUCAGUGCACAGCGGUAACCAUGACGAGAGUAUUACAAUCUCUGAUGAUUCAGGAGUUUCUUCAGACUCCCACUUAGAAGGCUGGCUGGCAAUACCUCAAAAAGCAAGUAAAAAGCAUUUCACUUGGAAGAAGCAAUAUGUAGUUGUGAGCAGUAGGAAAGUGUUAUUUUUCAAUUCUGAGAAUGAUAAACAAAACACUGAUCCAAUUAUGGUAUUAGAUAUAGAUAAAUUGUUCCAUGUGCGACCAGUCACGCAAGGAGAUGUGUAUCGUGCAGAAGCCAAAGAUAUUCCUAGGAUAUUUCAAAUACUCUAUGCCAGUGAAGGUGAGAAAUGCAAACUAGAUGAUGCAACCUUAGAACCAUCACCAUUUUCAGAUCGAGUGGGAGUGAUAUCAUACAAGGGACACGACUUUAUAACACUUACCUACCGGACCCCAACUUCCUGUGAUUCAUGUCAUAAACCUGUUUCCAACUUACUUCAUCCACCUCCAGCUUUGGAAUGCAAACGUUGUCAUAUCAAGGUACACAAAGAACACUAUGACAAAAAUGAAGAGUUUAUUGCUUAUUGUAAAGUCAACUAUGACUCGAGUAUUCAAGCUAAAGAGAUGCUACUUCUUGCUGAGUCAACAGAGAAACAGAAAAACUGGGUGCAACACCUGAGUAAAAAAGUCUCAAAACAAGGAAUUGUUAGUACUGGAAAUCUUAGUAAUCCAAGGGGUACAAAGCAGUAUGCAUCUAUGGGACCUCAACUGAGAGGACAGCAAGCUGGCAAGUCAGCAACUCUCCCCCCACCCAAUUCCAGGAACUCGUAGGCAUUGUGAUAUAGCAGUUUUGUAGCCAAUAAAAUGUAAAGUUAAUCAUAGAACGUCAAGACCUAGAGAAAAUACUGUAAUAUUUUUUCUGGCUAGAAAUAUGAUCAAGUUGUUACUUCAUGAAGCAGUCUAAACAGCAUUGUGAACAGUUGACUGUGCUUUAUUUCUUGUCAUUUGGUUUUUAGUCUUAUAAGAAAUACAAUUGUACAUUUACACAAAUGUUCUCUCUUGAGUCAUGCUGGACUUCCGUUUGAAAGGCAUUGUACAUUAGUUCAUUUGGUGUUUGUUUUGACUCAAAACAUUUUGUUCACAUUAAUGCAAGUAUCUCCAACAAACAGAAUAUGUAGUCCUUAUUAAAUCAAUGUGAAUGAAUUAGAUGCAUUAAACAAUGAGUGUAGUCCUUCUCCAACUCUUUCACAAUUUCUGUUGGUCUCUUGUUACAUAUUCAAUUUUGAUUGUUAUUUAAGACAUUAAAGAGCUCAGCUAAGGGAAACAAUUGUGCAUGUUUUAUAUACUCUGACUUCAUUGUGGCCUUAGAAUUUUGUACAAAUUAUGUAUUAUUUUUAUUAUUUGUGUAUGCAUCUAUUAAGAGCAGUCUUCAAUCUAUCGUUUAUUUAGUGUUGUUUUUUUAUGUUGGCUAAUAUAUAACUAUGUAAACAAAAACUUUCUGGCUUUAUGUGACUUGUACAUUUUGAGCAUUCCACUGUAACCUGACUGUAUCUGUUCUCCUAAUUCUAGGACUCAUUUCUUGAAGUUAAAUCCCCUGAGCAUUUUUUAAAGAUCUUUCUCCUAGAUAGUGCUUCCAUUUCAACUCUAGACAUUUUAUAUAAUUUUUUUUAUUUUAGCAUUAGUAAUGAGAGUACUUUUGUUCCAGUCAGCUAUGCAUUCAUAAUGACAAUAGUUUUUGUGGCCAAGAUAUAAACUAUCUGCCACUUUGUACAGUGUCUAGAGCUGCACUGGUGGGUGUGUUACAUAGCCUGUGUAUCUUGUUAGCUAGCCAGUAUCUAGAGAUAUUUAUACACUUAAGUUAUAAACCUAUUUAUUUGUAUCUUUAUAUUGAUAUCUUGCUGCUGUUUGUAAUUUAUUGUACACUGCAAUGUGUUGUAUAAAAGCAAGAUUCAAGUUAAGUCAAUGUGUACAUUUGGUCUGCUUGUACUGGUGUGUACAUAGAUGUAUAUAUGGAGAAAGAAAGUUGGCUGGUCUAAAGAUAAUGUUCUGUUCCAGAGGUUCAAACUUAAAACAUGUCUUUGCAAAUGUUUAUAUUCAGUCUACACAUCUCUUGAAAUUUUAUUUUUGUCUGUCCUUUAGAUGUGUGAAUAUUGUGAUUUUCUUGGUUUCUUAAUAUCAUUCUUACCAGUCUUUUUAUUUGACAAUUUUGUCUUUCUAAGCUGCUGUAUAAAACCAAAUGUGUUGAUAUAGAUUUGUGAGAUAUUGACAAAUGUACUUACCUUUUCUAGACAUAUCCUUUUCCCUUAUUACACUAUCUAUAAAUAGAGCCUUUUUCUUACUUACUGUUCAUCUUUUUUUUUUUUUUUGGGUAUUGGUAUUGGACCACAUUGUGAUAAUCAGGUUAUUUUAUUAGACAUUGUUUGGUCUUUAAUAUAUACAGACUCCAUGAACAGGGUUGGUAUUAGUACUACGGUACUGCAGUGAGGUGACAUUUACAUUGAUAUUUCUUUCAUUGGACUGUCUGUCUUUUAGGAUUUAUCUUAUGAUUAUUUGUUAUACAUUCUAACUUAAUCAUCUUGGAAAGGGAAAUAAGUUUUGAUUUGUUAUCACCUCAGAAGUUAGUGUUUUUUAUCUUUCUGUAAACAUUGUACUCUAAUUUAUUCAGAUAUGGAAAGUGUUUAAUACUUGAGUUAGUGUAAAUCAACAUGAGCAUAUUCAUACUUGUGGUAUUGUAGUUGCAUUGUCCUACUGUACUAGCACCUUUCUUUUUUCUUUAGGAUUGGAUAAGGUUCAUUGUAAAACACUUUUAGAAACUGCUGCUGAAGUACUAGAGUAUCCUUUUUCUAUUAAUGGGAUUUUUUUUCUGCCUUCUCAAUGUUUUAUAAUAAAGACAGACACAAAAUAUUCAUGGAAAAUUCCAAUAUUAACUGGAUAAAGAAAAGCAGAAUACCAGUCCAGCUAUUCAAUUUAAAAGGUUGUGAUUUUGUUUUCUGUUUCUUUUGUCUAGGCUCACUCUUGAGGCUUUCUUCUAUUUAUCUUGCUAUACAGCUCUAACAUCUGGAAAGAGAAUUCUAUUCUUUUUUUUUUGUUUUUAACUAAAUAGUCCUAAUAGUUGUACUCCAAUGAUAGGUCCAGUGAAAUUCAAUUGACUAUUUCUCACCACAAAAUAAACAAAAUUCUGCCAGGAUUAGCUGGUGGUGGUGUUUGUUUUAAGUAGUGUUGACCUGCAGACAUGGUGCCUACUUUGAAGUGGUAAGAUAAAACAGGGAGCCACAUUUCUAUCUAGUUCAAUGAACCUUCAUGUGUAUGUGGGUGUGUCAGGAGGCUGGGCCUUGUGUGUGCUGAAGCUAUGUAAGGUCUGUUGGAAUUGUCUGGUGCUAAACUUGUAAAUUAAAAUGAUUUUAUAAUUGACUUGAAGGGAUGACAGGGGAACAUGCUCCACAUCAUUAUACUGGAUGAAUGUUUGUCUGAAAUAGCAGUUAUGGUCUUCCCCCCCCCCCCCCCUUCCAAUACAAUACUAUUAGCAAGCUGCCAUGAGAAGACAAAGCAAUACCAUGUUCAUAGUUUUUUAAACAUCACAUCAAAAGUUGUCAGAAGUGGUGGUACAAAAAUCAACAGUUACAUUUUAGUUUUAAAAAAAAUGUUAAAGAAUUAUGUGAUUUGCUUAAAAAAAUGUUAAAGAAUUAUGUGAUUUGCUUAAGAUUCAUAUUGGUGGAAAUUUCUGCUUUUGAAUUGUUUAUUAGAAAGUGAUGCAUAUAUUUAGUAACUUACCUAGUAUAUAUAUAUACAAUUUAAUUCACUAAAAAGACUACAGUACUAUGACUAAUCUGUAUCUUAAGUUUUCUGAUCUGCUUAUGCUUACAGCUACAUAUCUUGUACUUGUAGGUACAUCUUUCUUUUUUAGAGCUGACCAUACAGUUGAGUGGUGAUAUAGCAGUUUUAGUCAGAGUCACUUAUAAUUUUGAGAAAAAAAAAAAAUUUUGGAAUGAAAAAACAUUGUUCUUCAUUUUCUGACUUGUCCAAUUAAUCCCCCCCCCCCCCUCCCAACCAUUGUUGAUGUAACUUUCAUUCUGUCACUAAAUCUUUUUUUUUUUCGUUUUUUUCAAACAACACAAUUGACAUGAUUCUAACUUGUGUGUGUGUGUGUGUAUCAAGUAGUCAACCAAACUAAAUAGUAGAUGACUUGUGUGUGAGACUUCCAACUAACCAGAUAUCUGAUGAGAAUAGUAUCAAAUGUUCUUCUCCCAAUCUAGUGUGGGUAAGAACAGUGUGUGUGUCAAAAGAAAAAUAAAAGUUGUGUUGAUUUUCAAUGUCAAUGUGAUAAUACCACUUUGUAUGUCAAGUUUUCUUUGAAAGAAUGAAUUUAAAACAAUAAACAUGUACAUAUUGAUUAAAAUGGAUGUAUAUGUAUUUUGGUUAAGCCAAAUGGGUGACGCAUGGACUGAUGACACUGAAUUCGACAUGGUAGACUGACUUGUCUCCUGGCCACUUUGCUUGUGUUCAUGUACAAAAUGUUGUUUUUUUUGGUAGUUUGUUUCCAUCAUUGGUUGCCACUUUGGCUAUAUGUGUAGAUUUCUUUUGAACACUGCAAAUCCACUAUUGACUUCCGUGAUGACAAUUAUAAUUGAAAUUUCAGAAAGAAGAACAGUACAAGCCAAACUUUGGACAGGCAGUCUGUUGUCGAGCACUAAAUCACAGUCUAGGUCUAUAUUAUAGUAUUCUUAGCAUUGUAUGCAAACCAGUAAUACAUCAAUCAAUCAGUCACUAUAUCAGUUACAUUUUUCCGAGUCCUGUCCAUAAUUUAUACCACAGCAGAUGUCUUUAUUGUUCAUGUAAAUUUAUACAUUCAUUGGUCCUAAUCCCUGGGUUCUCAAAAUGCAAGGGUAGUUUAAUGUCAAAGGGCAGACAUAGAUUGGGACCCCAUCAUUUUUAAUGAAAGAAGGGAAGGUGGUAAUGGUACCAAAAGACAUUUAUCUUAUGACACCUUUGUUAGCUCAUUUUAUGGUUAGUAUCAGAAGAUUGGUCUAUAAAGUUCAGACUACCGGUACUGUUAAAGAAUCUGAUUUUGAACAGCAAGUUUUGUACUGUUUGACAUAAGUCAUACAUCUAGUUCACACAGCUUAUUUGGACAUGGCUAACCUUUUAUUGAUGUAUUCCUUGCCCUAUGUGGGAAGCAUGUUCAAAGUGGCAUUCCUAUGGUCCCUCCCCUAGUGUUGUUAAUGUCAUUUGUUUUUUCGCAUGACAUUUAUUCCAUGAAUAAAUUUUUUUCCAUGUUUGCAA